AUGGGCGAGAGGAAGGAUGAUGCUGCUGAGGAAGCCUGGCUGCAGCUGCGGCCCAUAGAGCCCCUGCCCUCCCAGUGCUGCGGCAGCGGCUGUUCACCCUGCGUGUUCGACCUCUAUCACCGAGACCUGGCCAGGUGGGAGGCAGCCCGAGCCCGCCAGGACAGGAGCCUGCUAAGUGGAGAGGACUCACAGAGCUGCCCCUCCAGCCUGAGCCCAGAGACCUUCCUGGCCUUCCACAUCAGUGCCAUGGACAAACUCACUGAGGAUACCUACUAUGUCCGGUUUGCACUACCUGGGAACAGCCAGCUUGGCCUGCGGCCUGGCCAGCACCUUGUCCUACGAGGGAUAGUAGAUGACUUAGAAAUUCAGAGAGCCUAUACGCCCAUCAGCCCUGCCAAUGCAGAAGGAUACUUUGAAGUUUUAAUUAAGUGCUACCAGACUGGGCUGAUGUCCCGGUAUAUCGAGUCCUGGAGAGCAGGAAACACAGCUUUCUGGCGAGGACCUUUUGGAAACUUCUUCUAUAAACCAAACCAGUAUGGUGAGCUCCUCAUGCUGGCUGCGGGCACAGGCCUGGCCCCCAUGGUGCCCAUCCUGCAGAGCAUCACAGACAAUGCAGAUGAUGAGACCUUUGUCACUCUGGUCGGCUGCUUCAAGACUUUUGAGGGCAUCUACCUGAAAUCCUUCCUCCAGGAGCAGGCCCGUUUCUGGAACGUCCGUACCUUCUUUGUACUCAGCCAGGAGAGCUCCCCAGAGAAGCUUCCCUGGAGUUACCGGGAGAAGACUCACUUUGGCCGCCUGGGCCAGGACCUAAUUGAAGAGCUGCUCAGCUGCUGUCGGAGAAAGCCAUUUGUAUUGGUGUGUGGCUCAGUUGAGUUUACCAAGGACAUGGCUAGGUGUUUGCUGUGUGCCGGCCUAACCAAGGACUCCUACUUCCUCUUUUAGUCUAGGCUUCCCCUCCAAAGCCCAGGCCAGGGCCUAUUCCUAUGACACAGGAAGGAGCACAGACUAAAAUUUGAAGACACGGAGUCCAGGCCUGGCCCUGCUGCUAGCUUGCCAGGUGUCUUGGGGGCAAGUCUCUAUACUUCCGUUUCUCAUCUGCCCCAUAAAGUUAAUCAUUCUCUCCCAGCCUCCUGCUGUGCAGAGGGAGGCCAGGGGCUAUACGUGUUCCAAGGAGGCAAGCAUCCAGCCUGGGAGUCAGGGAGGACUCCUUAGAGGAAGCCCAGUCCAGGCUGAGCUCCAGGAUGAGUAGGAUUUGGGCAGGAGAAGAGGCGAGAGGAGCUUCCCUGGCUCUCUGAUUUAGAGGGUUUCUUGGGAGCUCCAACCAUGGCCUCAGCACCAGCUCAGGUUAGGUGCUCCAUCGGUAUUUAGGGAAUGAUCCUAAAAGAAGCCAAGAGCCCUUUGGAGGAGGACCUUGCCUAAAGUACCUCCAGUGCCAUGAGCCUAACAUGCCGAAGGUCUUGGGUUCUUUGACUUGACCAUGUUCUUAGAGCAAGGUGGGGCCCUGGAUUACCUUUGUAUUGGCCCCAAGCCUUUCCCACUGCAAACUGCUUUGCUCUCAGUGACCCUUCCCUGGCUCAAGAGCCCAGCUCAGAGUCCUUUCCCCAGUAAAAGAGAAGGCACAGGAAGCAAGUGCCCCUCCCUCCUCCUGCAGGCAGCAGGCUCAGCCUGUGCCUUCAGCUCCAGAGCCCUGGCAACAGUUGCUAUGGAGAUCUAAAGAUAGAGCUGGAGUCCAGA
Messenger RNA from Galeopterus variegatus (Sunda flying lemur), 1734 nucleotides. RefSeq names its product NADH-cytochrome b5 reductase-like (gene CYB5R5). Gene Ontology annotation, molecular function: oxidoreductase activity. NCBI's taxonomy places the organism in Eukaryota, Metazoa, Chordata, Mammalia, Dermoptera, Cynocephalidae. The record is from RefSeq and is a predicted model, not a curated record. The coding region runs from base 1 to 942 and encodes 313 amino acids. The transcript is spliced from 6 exons.